CUAAAACAAUGAAAUGGAGUUUAUGCGUUUAUAAGUUCUAAAACAGAAAAAAGUUGUAGGUAUUAUAUACAAAAGCAAGUUUAAUCAUUUAAGUACUUUUUAUAUACAAACACGAUCAGACAUAAAUAUACUAUCGAUUUUCAAAGCAAUCAGGCCCUUUAAAAAUAGCCGAUGUCUUUAUUUAAACCUUCUCAUAUUUCAAAUGUGCACUAUUGAAAUGAAAAUAAAUUUAAACUUGAGUUCUUCAUUUCAAAAAUAAGAUAAACUAAUGUGAUAUGCUUUCUUACAUUUCACAGACUAAACAAUAAUAAAGCAAAAAUUGCGUAUGGAAACAAGCAGAAGAGAACCACUGAUCAGCUGUUCGCAAGAGGUGCGCGCGCGACUGCAAAUGUUGCGAUGCGCACUGAUCAUAGCAGCAGCGAUAAAUUUCGCUAACUGAAAAUGAGUUCGAAUAGUAAUGUAAACAAUAGAGAUUAUGUGAGACGAUAAAGCGCGAUUGAUCUGCGCCUCCAAUCAAUGAGUUCGAUGAAAAGACGAAACAAUGAUUCGACGACACAGAUUACGACAUAAAAUUUAUUUCAUUGGCCUGAUUUUUGGACUCCUGGUGCUGUACAAUGAAUUUCUCGUUUAUGAAAUUCAAGCCUUCAGAUGGUCUGUACGAAAAUGUACAGAUUGUGUUGCUGUAUUACUUGUAGCUGACCCACAAAUACUUGGAUAUAAAAAUGAAAACUAUAAAGGCUCAGCAUGGGCUGUAUGGGACAGUGACAGAUAUUUACAGAAAACAUUUUCAAGAGCUGUGAGGUAUGCUCAGCCAAAUGUUAUUGUUUUUCUUGGGGAUCUGAUGGACGAAGGACACAUUGCUCCUACAGAACAUUUUUUGAUAUAUAAAAGAAGAUUAGCUGAUAUUUUUGAUACUCCUGAUGAUAUUAUGAAAAUUUAUUUACCUGGUGAUAAUGACAUUGGUGGAGAGGAAGAUAUGGUCUCAUCUCAUAUCCAUGAAAGGUUUAAUUAUGCAUAUACUCAACCAGAUACUUUAGUUUACAACAGUGCAACAUUUUUCAAGGUAAACAGAUUAACAAAAUCAAUCCCAGCUGCUCCAAAAGAAGCAUUUCUCAAUGAUUAUGCAGAGAGAAACACCACAAAUGUGGUGCUUAGUCAUAUGCCGCUUCUAUUUAUGCCUGGAACUUUUGUACAAAAUGUUUUGAAAGAGUUGUCUCCUCAAAUCAUUUUUACAGCACAUGAGCACAAAGCCAUGCACAUGAGUUUAGAUACUGCUACUGAUCAGCUCAGUGAAAUUUGGAUUCUUCCACCACACCAAACUCAACUUUACCAAUUGAGACUAGAUAUGGGUGAUAUACAUGAAUUGCAAAUACCGACGUGCUCUUAUAGAAUGGGAACGCAUCACAUGGGUUUUGGAUUGGCUUAUAUCGAUACUCAAGAAAAAACGCUAGAUUUCACAGUACUAUGGUUACCAGACAGAUUUAAUCAACUCUGGAUUUAUGUGUGGGGACUAGGAGCUUCACUCUUCAUCAUAGUCUUUUUCAUUCUUUGUGGAAUUUGUACAAACACCCAUUAUGUAGCUUAUGGUCGUAUGCCUGCAUAGUAAUUUUCUGAAGACUUACUUAUGAGAGUUUAGACUUUACUUCCAGUGUCAUACAUAAAUGAGAACUUGCCAAAUGUCAGAAAAACUAAAUAGGUUCUGGCAUAUUUCUAAUGAGCAGCUACAGAAGUUAUCUCUUAAAAUUAGGGCAACUUCCUUAUUUAAGAAAAUCGACUUACUUAGACCUCCAUCUCACAGCAUUCUUUGUACUUUAAAAACUCUUUUAGCUAUUGAAGUUUACUUAAUAUUCUACAUUUAGUAUUUUAGUUAUCUUACAAUUCAUUUACAUAUUUAUAUACAUAUCCAUUUACAUUAUAUGCAAACACUUUUUAGUAUGCUUUCAGAUAAGCCAAAAAUCAAAAAAUUUUUAAUUAAGAAAAUGUUUUUUUACAAUUUUCCAGCAACUUGUUAAAUACUGGAUACCUAAAAAAUGCAAAGCUCUUUUUUCAACAAAUCUUGCUCCAAGUGUUAUGAAGAAAAUUUAAUUCAUUAGUGUAAAAAUAAUGGAAAUUAGCUUUCUUUACAUAUAAAACAUUUGAAUAAUUUUGAAAGAUCUGUAAAUACAUUUAAUAAAAUCAAAUUAUUAGAAACGUGAAAGCUUUACAUACAAAUCAUAUUUCUAAGCUUUGCAAAGAAAAAAAUGUACUACGGUCUACAUAGUUUAUCGAUGUUAUAGGGUAAAUAUUUACCUAACAAGUUAAUUUGAGCGUAUCCAAUAGUAAUUUUGUAACGUUGUUAAUAUAUUUUAAUGAAUUUAUGAAUAAAAUAUGAAUAAAUA
This is a messenger RNA of Phymastichus coffea, 2378 nucleotides long. RefSeq lists its product as uncharacterized. Lineage: Eukaryota; Metazoa; Arthropoda; Insecta; Hymenoptera; Eulophidae. The transcript is spliced from 7 exons. Gene Ontology annotation, cellular component: endoplasmic reticulum. The record is from RefSeq and is a predicted model, not a curated record. Gene Ontology annotation, molecular function: hydrolase activity. The coding region runs from base 542 to 1603 and encodes 353 amino acids. Gene Ontology annotation, biological process: GPI anchor biosynthetic process.